UUACUAGUCGGUAUUUUUGGUGCCGACAUUGACUGAGCGUGUUUGAGAGGGAGGAGAAAGAGGAGGAGAAGUUAAUUUCAUUUCCUCCUCCUUACUCACUUCAUAUGAAAACAUGGUGCAUGGGCAGGGGUCAAAUAGGAAAUUUCUUGAUUUGAGCAGCCCUGGCCCUUUAGCUUAGCUUUUAUCGCUCCAUCUCUUUUCUACCAGGCCAUAGCGAUGCGGACUUUACUACAGCCUUGAUUUCUGAAGGGGAAGAAAAAACAAGGGAGGAAAAGGAGCUUGAGAUUUUUAUGGACCUGACGGAUAGCUAGUAGCCGCUUCUCAGAGCGAAAAGGGUGGGAAAUCAUGCUGUAUUCGAGGCGGCUGCUGCGGCUUUCCAGCCGCUCCUUCCUGGCCUUCAUUUUUUUCUUCUCCAUGUCUACGACCUGCCUCUACUUCAUUUAUGCAGCCCCUGGAAUAGUCAACACGUACUUCUACAAGAUGCAGGCUCAGGGUAUAAUGUUACGCGAUAAUGUGCGGACAAUUGGUCAGAUAAUCAGAUCAUACACCAAUAAGAACAGCACUCUAAAUGGCACAGAUUAUCCAGAUGGAAACAACUCCAGUGAAUAUUUUGCUCAACCGACUACAUACCUCCCUGAGAAUUUUACUUAUGCUCAGAACCUGACCUGCCCUGAACGCUUACCUUCUAUGAAGGGUCCUGUGGAAGUAAAUAUGACCGAGGUUCCUAUAGAGGAGGUCGAACUGCAGCUUAAACAGCUGGGCAUCCAGUUUGGGGGACACUGGAAGCCCAAGGACUGCAAACCACACUGGAAGGUGGCUAUUCUUAUCCCCUUUAGGAAUCGUUAUGAACAUCUUCCCAUUCUGUUUCAGCACCUUGUUCCCAUGCUUCAACGUCAGCGCUUACAGUUUGCGUUUUACGUGAUUGAGCAGGCAGGUAAACAGCCUUUUAACCGAGCCAUGCUGUUUAAUGUGGGUUUUAAGGAGGCAAUGAAAGACCUGGACUGGGAUUGUGUGGUUUUUCAUGAUGUUGAUCAUAUCCCGGAAAAUGACCGGAAUUAUUACGGCUGUGGUCAGAUGCCUCGUCACUUUGCCACAAAGCUGGACAAGUAUAUGUACAUUUUGCCCUACAAUGAGUUCUUUGGAGGAGUGAGUGGGCUUACAGUAGAACAGUUCCGCAAGAUCAAUGGUUUCCCAAAUGCAUUCUGGGGCUGGGGAGGAGAGGAUGACGACCUCUGGAACAGGGUGCACCUAGUUGGCUUGAACGUGACCAGACCAGAAGGAGAUAUUGGCAAAUACAAAUCAAUUCCCCAUCACCACCGAGGAGAAGUGCAGUUCCUGGGAAGGUACAAGUUGCUAAGGUAUUCUAAAGAAAGGCAAUAUUUAGAUGGCCUAAAUAAUCUCCAGUAUUCUCCAGAGCUCUCUUUAAGUAGUCUGUAUAAGAACAUCACCGUUCACCUGAGCCCUGAGCUUGCCCCCAUAGCGGAGUACUGACACCUGUCUGUCCGUGCAUCCUUUCCACCCAGCCAUCAGUACAUGAAGAGAACCGACUCAGCAUCGUGGACAAGAGUGUGGCCUGAACAUCGCAUACGACCACCUUAAUAAUCUUACGACCAAGAGACAAAAGGUUUCAAGGCCUAAGUACUAGAAAUGUUUGUAUGAGUGCGCGAAGUCAUACUUAUGUUUUUGUGUGCGUGUGUGUCCCAAUGCAUGUCUCUGUUUAUGCGGCUUUAGCUACUCAAAUCACAACAUGCUACAAAAAAAGGAGGGGGGGUGGGGGUGGGGCGCGUCGGUGUCAAUAAUUCAGAUGUUUACUGCAAAGCCUUAACUGAUUUUCUUAGGCUGUUAUCACUCCAAGUGUCAGUUCUCAUUCAUGCCAACAGUGUAGACCGCUCAGUUUUACAACUCGACAGCAAAUUAAAUGCCAAUACAUAUUUUAUGGCACGUUUUGUAUCAUGUAGUAUUUUAAGGCAUAUGAUGAUUUAUGUAUGUACUGUAAAUGGUCUUUUUGGCCUUCCUUAUUUAUUAAAAGUAUAUAUAUAUAUUUUUUUUGAGCACUCCAGUGACGUGUGUGUAUCACGAGCGUCGCAUUUUUUUUUUUUUCCUUUUUGCGGGCUGUGAGUGCACCAAGGAUCACGACUGCUCACUGGAUCCUGUGAGGUCAUGCAUCAUUCCAGUGCACAUUCUCUUACUUUGGCAGCUAACUGUCUUUACAUUAAGCCCCUUACCCCACACCUUUCCGUACACACAUGGACCCGACAGUUUAGGAAUUAAAGACAAAUGAAAUUGAUAAGUGUAGUCUGUCAAAACACCAAUAUCAGCUGCAUGCCUUUUUUUUUAUAUUAAAAGUUGUACAUCAUUUAAUGUUUUUUUUUUUCCCCUUCUUUUUGUGCACUGUAAAAGUAAAGAAAUCGGAAGGGAGGGUAAAAUGUUAUUGCUGGUCAUUCACUCGAAGAGUUGCUAAGCUGUCAAGUACGCAGCUGCUAAAUGCUAAAAGUACUAUAAUAAUGCUGUGUGUAUGAGGGUGAAUGUGAGUGUGAAAGUGUGAGUGAGAUCCUCCAGCCGUGUAUGCAUAUGAAGUACCUUGUGAUGUUGCACUCUAGUCAUAAAAAUAAGUUGGGCCUGGAUGAGAGAGUGAUGUCACCAUUACUCUUGAAUGGCAUGAGAGUAGAGUUUGGGCAAUGAAGACUUUAUGCUGUUAAAGUUUUGAGCUGUUGGUGGGUUGUGCUUUUCUUUGUACAUGUUGAUUGCCUUUGUAUAUACAGCCUUACAUUGAAGAUGAUUCAUGAGUUGGUUUAUUUUUUAUGUGAAUUAUUAUUUUGCUAGUGAACUGUUCUGUUAAUUUAUAUCUGUUCUAAUUAGAAAACUUAUUUGGUAUUCUUACA
This is a messenger RNA of Clarias gariepinus (North African catfish), 2882 nucleotides long. RefSeq names its product UDP-Gal:betaGlcNAc beta 1,4- galactosyltransferase, polypeptide 6 (gene b4galt6). Gene Ontology annotation, biological process: glycosphingolipid biosynthetic process; carbohydrate metabolic process. Lineage: Eukaryota; Metazoa; Chordata; Actinopteri; Siluriformes; Clariidae. Bases 346 to 1491 code for a protein of 381 amino acids. Gene Ontology annotation, molecular function: UDP-galactose:glucosylceramide beta-1,4-galactosyltransferase activity. The transcript has 10 exons. The record is from RefSeq and is a predicted model, not a curated record.